AUGAGCUGCUCCGGUACCAAUAAUUUCUGUGAGGAAAAGUCUGGUUUCUCACCGGGUGAUUUCGCUGAGGCAACAACGGACCCUUCGCGAUGGAGACUGUCCAGCGACGGCGGUCGCAACGUUUGGCAUUAUUUGACAAGGGACGAAGACAUCCAAAGAUGGCCACAGACGGCGGUGGACAGAUACCAUUUGGGUUUAUCCACUGGCUUUCCUGAAGUUGAGCCGGCAAAAACGCCCAUGCACAAAUCGUGGCUCCUGAAUACAGCCAACUGGCUUAUUGUCAACAUUUGGAAUCCUUAUCUCCGUCACGAUAAGCUCAGGACCGCUGCAGAGGCAUGGGUUUACGAUCUCAUUCAGCACGAGGAUGAGAAUACCGAAUACGUAAAUCUCGGACCCGUGAAUGCCCCAAUGAAUACCCUGGUUUGCUACAUUCAACAAGGCCCAAAGAGCACCGCCAUGGCUCGCCAUCUAGACCAUCUGACGGAUUACCUAUGGAAGAAGGAUGAAGGCAUGCUCAUGAACGGAACCAACGGGGCCCAGGUCUGGGAUACAGCCUUUUCCAUCCAGGCUAUCGUGGACACAGGCCUCGCGGACGAUCCUAGGUACCAGCCUACGCUCAUGAAGGCUCUCGAGUUUCUGAAAGAACACCAGAUUCGGGACGACUGUCGAGAGCAGGGUAUCUGCUACCGUCACUACAGAAAAGGAGCGUGGCCCUUCAGCACCCGGCAACAGGGCUAUACCGUCACCGACUGCACUGCUGAAGGGUUAAAGAGCGUCUUAGCACUUCAGAGCAUCCCCGGCUACCCGAAGAUAGUCACAGAGGACAGACUUUGCGAUGCCGUAAACAUCCUACUAUCGAUGCAAAACAACACAGGUGGGUGUUCUAGCUACGAACUCCGUCGCGGGAGCGAGCACCUGGAAUACCUGAAUGCCGCAGAGGUGUUUGGCCAGAUCAUGGUUGAAUACGAUUACGUUGAGUGCACAGCGGCAUGUAUGCUGGCACUCAACAAAUUCCGCAAGGCCAACCCAUUUUACCGAGCCCUGGAAAUUGAAAAUUUUAUACAACGAGCGAUCAAGUUUAUCCGAUCCGCUCAACGGGAUGACGGCAGCUGGUAUGGUUCUUGGGGAAUAUGUUUCACCUACGGAACCAUGUUUGCUCUUGAGGCGCUGGAGGCCGUUGGCGACACCUGGCAUAACAGCGAAUCCAUUCGAUGCGCUUGCAACGGCCCCAAGGGUGCCUUUACUCACUAA
Molecule: messenger RNA, 1251 nt
Organism: Verticillium nonalfalfae
Lineage: Eukaryota; Fungi; Ascomycota; Sordariomycetes; Glomerellales; Plectosphaerellaceae
Exons: 4
Coding region: 1-1251 (416 amino acids)
Biological process (GO): triterpenoid biosynthetic process; ergosterol biosynthetic process
Cellular component (GO): lipid droplet
Molecular function (GO): lanosterol synthase activity
Source: RefSeq, a predicted model, not a curated record